CCUUCUUUUGCGCAGCCUACUGAUGCCAUCUCUGGAGUCAAAUCUGGAGAAGGCUAGGUUCCUUGCUAUUGUAUUCUUCUGCCCUUUUCCGAGUUAAUAAAUUGAUGUCACCGUUAUCUUUAGAAAAAAAUGUGCAAUUCUAAGCAGGAGAGGCAGAGUAUAGAGUUGGUGAAGUCUGCAUCUUCAGGUAACAUAAAUACUACCACAGAUAUCUCCUUGUUCUGUUCUAUGGGUUCAUAACAGUAGCCAUACACUUGACUUGUGUUCAUAUAUAGAUCAAACCCUGACGAUGGCGAUGGCGAUGACGAGUAAGGGAUAAUAGAAACAAAGAAAGGUUACAUAAUGUGGUGACGAUGACGAUGACGAUGAAGGCAACAAAUUUCCAUAGUUUGGCCACUAGCAGGUGGAUGCUAGCAAGCAAGUUCGUGUAAGUUUGCAGAAGCGUGCAGGUACUGCCUUCCCACCCCUUUAAUUGUGAUUAAUUAAAAUGGAAGAUGUUGAUUUUUUCUAUGGUAAUGACGGUCGAGAUAAGAUUAGUUGCCGGGGAAUCAAAAUUAAACAAUGACCCAAAAAGAAGUCGACGCUCUCUAUUGCUCCGAAAAUCAACUGUUAAUUGUUUGGUUAUCUCACUAUUGCUCCGAAACUUGAAAGAUCAACUGUUAAUUGUUUGGUUAUAACUAAGAGACUGCCCAUUUUUUCCAAGCUAAUCAGAAAGACAAAAGAAAUUAACCGAACGAAUUUCCUCCCACUCUAAUGGCUUCUUCCUCCUCUUCCCCAGCGGGAGCGGACUCUUCGCCGUCUGAUAGAGCCAUGUUCACUGGCGAAUGGGAAUACGACGUCUUCUUGUGUUUCAGAGGCGAAGACACCCGCGAUGGGUUUACCAGCCACCUCAUGGCUGCUCUCUGCGACAAGCAAAUCAAGGUGUUCAACGACACCAUGCUCCCGAAAACAGAGUCCAUCGAUGAGCUCCUCUGCGUCCUCCGGAGAUCCGCGCUUUCGAUCGUGAUCUUCUCCGAACGAUUCGCGGAUUCGUCGUGGUGCUUGGAUGAGGUGGCCACGAUUGCCCAAAGCUUGGAGGAAUUCGAGCACCGAGCGCUGCCGGUGUUCUACAAGGUUGGUUGGUCUGACGUAGCAGAGGACUCUGGCCGUUACUUUGCCAUCAUCGAUGACGAGCUUAAAGCCAGCUCAGAGGACAACAAGAGAUGGAAGGAUGGUCUGAGAACAGUGGCUAAUCGUGCUGGACAUACUUCCUCUGCGAUUCCAAUAGAAUCUGAACUUAUUAAGGCGAUUAUGGAAGAUGUUCAGAAGCAACUGAUCGACAUGUCACCAAUCAUCAAGUCAGAAAACUUGGUUGGUAUGGGUUCGCGCGUUUUGGAGGUUGAGCGAUUGCUAGCCAUGGACAAACCGGAUGAUAUUCGCAUCAUUGGGAUAUGGGGAAUGGGUGGUUUAGGGAAAACCACUCUGGCCAAGGCGUGCUAUGAAAGAAUAUUUUCAUCAACGAAAGACACCAAACAUCAUUUCAUCCGGAACAUCAACCAAAUUUGUGAAAAACAGCAUGGGAUUGAUGGAUUAGUGCAUGAGCUCUAUUCAAAAUUAUUGUCCGAGAGUGAUCUAAGUCGUGAAGAUUUAGAUAUUCAUUAUCGAAGAGCACGUCUUUCUCGCUCGAAGGUGUUCAUUGUUCUUGAUGAUGUGGAUACUCCUUGCCAAUUACAACAACUGCUUUUAACAGAUGUCUUCAAUCUCAGCGAAGUCUUUGCUGCGGGGAGCAGAAUCAUUGUUACAACAAGAAACAGAAAAGUGCUUCAAAAUGCAAUGGCAAAGGUAUAUAGUAUUGAGUGUUUGAAUGAUAAAGAAUCUAUUCAACUCUUUAGUUCUCGUGCAUUUAGGCAAUGUCAUCCUCCAGCUAGUUGGAUGCAUCUGUCAAGUCGUGCUGCAUCAUACUGCAAGGGAAACCCUUUGGCGCUUAAAGUUUUGGGUGGUACAUUGUUGGGCGAGGACAGAGAUUACUGGGAGAGUUUCUUGGGUGGGUUGAGUCUGAUUCAAACCCCAGGAAUUGGUGAUAUUCUAAGGAGAAGCUACGAUAAAAUUGGGGUUGAAGAGAAGCGAUUGUUCUUGGAUGUUGCUUGUUUCCUCCAUGGAACAUCAAGAUCCACAGUGAUAGGAUACCUAUCAACCCUGUACACAUCCGCUCAUGCUAAAGUGAAAGACCUGAUAGAUAAGUCUCUCUUAACUUGUGUUUCUAAAAGGGAAGGACAUAAGAUUGAGGUGCAUGAUCUACUCAAAGAAAUGGCAUGGAGCAUUGUGAACGAGGAACCAAAGCUCGGCAAACGCAGCAGGUUGGUGGAUCCUGAUGACAUCUACAAACUAUUGGCAACUACAAAGGUGGAAAGUUGGACACAUUACUUUGUAUACCCCUUCCUCAAAGGCAUAGCGAUGAUGGUUCGGCCGAGAAGGAAAAAGAGGAAAGUCAUUGACAUGCAUGGGAAAGAUAAUUGUCCAUUGGAGGGACUGAUAACUACGGAAGGUAUCAGUUUGAAUCUUUCUAAAGCCAAAAAGAUGUGUCUGGAAGCCAAUGCCUUUGAAGGGAUGGAUUCUCUUACAUUUCUCAAAUUCUGGUGUUGGUUCGGAACUAAAACACCUUAUCUUAAACCCAGAAGCAAAAUGGAUAUCGCCGAUAAGAAGAAAAUCCAUUUGCCAUACAGUGGGCUUGACUCACUUCCUAAUGGGUUGAGAUGGCUGCAUUGGGAUGGAUACCCUUCUAAAUCACUACCUUCAGGAAUUUACUCACAACAACUCGUCCGUCUUAUUAUACGAUGUAGUCCGAUUACAAAAUGUUGGGAAGGGUUUGACCGACCAAAGCUGGUGAAUUUGGUGGUGCUCGAUCUCUCUUUUUGUUCCUAUCUUACUGCAAUCCCAGAUCUCUCGUGCUCUUUAAAACUCGAGGAACUCCAACUUUCGGAAUGCAGAAGCCUAGUUGAAGUACCCUCUCAUGUUCAAUAUCUGGACAAGCUGAUAAAACUUGAUCUUGGAUGUUGUGUAAACCUCAAGCGUCUUCCAUCAAAACUCAACUCAAUGGUCCUCAAGCACGUUCGAAUAAACGAUUGUCCGAAGGUCAAACACUGUCCAGAGAUUAAUUCAGGAGAAUUGCAGGAAUUGAUGUUAUAUGAGACACCGGUCAGGGAGUUACCGAACGCAGUUUACAGUGUCAAGGAAGGUGGCAGCCUAUAUCUCUUUGGUGAAAAUAUCACCGACUUCCCUGCAAUUUCUACAAGCUUGAACCGGUUUUAUUUGUGGCAUACUGCAAUAAAAGAGAUACAUUCUUCUGAGUUACUGCCGAAAUUUGGUGAGCUAUAUAUGAUUGGUAACUUCCAACUCAAGAGCCUGCCAAAUAAUUUAUGGUACAUGGUCACGUCUUGGCUCGGUAUUCGAGGCAGCCCACUUCUUGAGAGUCUGCCAGACAUCUCAGAGCCUGUGGCUGGUUUAACCAGUCUUCAUAUAAAUUGGUGUGAGAGUCUCAAAAGCCUCCCAUCUAGCAUCAACAAUUUAGUAUCUCUAGAGACUCUCAAUCUGGGGAACAUCGGCAUUGAGUCAUUGCCUUCCUCUAUCCAGGAAUUGGGCCACCUUGAGUCGAUAGAUCUGAGCAACUGCAAAAGUCUUGAGUCUAUCCCGAUCAAUAUCCAGAAACUGCCCAAGUUAGAAAUCUUGAAAUUGUGCGGAUGUGGAAGUAUUAUAUCUUUGCCGGAACUUCCAGCAAGUCUCUCUGAGUUGGAUGUCGGUGGCUGCAAGUCCUUACAAGCUCUACCAAGCAACGUCACUAAGCUGAGUUGGAGUCGCCUCUCGUUUUACGGUUGCCCCAAAUUAAACAAGACAGUUCCUGAUGACAUCGUGGCAAAUUAUCCAGUCUAUGCACUAUCAUUUGAACGUUAUAAGAGGUACCAGCUUGAGUAUUCAGGGAGCGGGAUUCCAAAAUGGUUUGCCUACAGAAGCGUGAAGGACAAGGAUAGUUCAUCUUUGACGGUGCAAUUGCCUCCUAACUGCACUGGUAGUAAGCAACUCAUGAGAGGGAUUGCAUUUGGUGUAGUGUGUUUGUCUUCAGAUGUUUGGGUUCGUUUGAAAUGUGACUGCAACAUUGGCACCAUAACUGUUGCCUCUUGGAGCUGUUAUGUUCCUUGGUAUGUCACUAGUUCAUCAGACCGUGUGUUGCUGUGGUUAGCAUCAGGUGAGACAGAAUGCAGAGAAAGAGAAGGAGAAGCAUGGUAUGUGAAAUAUGCAGGCCACACUGUUUCCUUCCAUUUCUACCCUGUAAGCAAUAUCAAGCAAUUGAAGAAAAAGUUGAAAAUCAAAAGAUGCGGGAUCUCUCUACUGUAAUCGAUGCAGGCAGUUCGAUUGAUGAAUAAAAAGAAACAGACGGCAAGGUAUACUUUCCUAUAGCUGAAUCUCUAUACUUUUAUUUAGUAGUGUUACUUUCCAAAAGACUAGUAUAUUAAAAUUUUGCUCCAAAAUCUGCCAUUAGCUUCUCGUCGAGCAAUGUAAACUUUUAUGUUUUUUCAUCUCAUUUCUUUUCUUAUUUUCUCACUUACUCCCAUUCAUUCUUCUUGUAUCAUGAGUUUCUUAACCGUUUUAGCCUCUUCUGGACUUCUAGGUUGAGGAAAAAGCACAGAUGGGGUGUGGAUGAAGGGCAAAUGGCACAAGAGUCCAAGUUGCUUAUGGAAGUGUGGAGUGUAUAUAUGUCUGGUUUGGCUUGGAAAAUGUUAAGAAGAUGGGUUCUCCAAAAUUUUCACCUUCUGAAUCGUUAAAUUAGUUUGUGAAUAUUAUCACAAUUCUUCAACGUACUACGUACUUUCAGGUUUGGUUCUUCAUUAAUAAUGCUCGGAGCCAUUUCUCUCAUGCACUUUUGAAGGGAUGAGUUCUCUAAGAUAUCUCUCUAACAUCCAGAUUUUCUCUAGAAAACCUGGGAAGUUCAGAUAUGCCAUCAAUACUUGUUAACUCGUCUUGAUGAGUUCAAGCAUGGAAUUAUUAUGUGCAAUAACUCUUUUUUUUUUAUAUAUUUUGAUUCUCCUCACGUGAUUGAAAGGCUGAAAAUGUGGGGAGGGCAAGGUUGUAAAUCCGAGGACUGGCCCGGAUCCGAUUGAGCUAGUGGGUCAAGGGUUAAUGGGUCACCCGUUUUAGCCUAGAAAUAUAAAAAAAGUUAUUAUAUUGUACUUAUCCUGAUAAAUUAUAUCAAAUCUAAUCUCAAAUAUGAGUGAUAACAUAUAAUAUUACACCAAAAUAACAUGUUUUACUUAGAUCCAACAUGUAGUGAAAAUUCACACACACUUAUAUAACAUCAAUAUACAAAUGUUCAACUUAGGAUUCCAAAGAUUGAGUUAGGCAAAAAGAAAAAUCAGAAAAUAUCCGCAUUUCGUAAACCAAAGAAAAAAAUGACACAAUUUGACCUCCAACCCGUUACCAUGUAGUGGUCGAUCCGGCGGGUGCGUACGACCCAUUUUUCUCACCUGAUUAGGGUUAAAGUGGGUCGACCCUAGAGGUGUCAAUCGGGCGGGUUCGGGCGGGUUUAUUCGGGUUGCGGGUUGUUCGGGUUGCGGGUCGAUCGGGUUGUGGGUUCAUCGGGUUCUGGUUGAUCGGGUUGCGGGUUACGUGUCAAUCGGGUUGCGGGUCAAUCAGGUUACGAGCCAAUCGGGUUACGGGUCAAUCGGUUUGCGGGUCGGGCGGUUCCGGUUGCGGGUUUUACGGAUCAGAACAUCGUGUUACUUUUUAGUGAUUACUAGUAAGUCGUAAAUCGUAACUAUAUGAAGCUAUUAUUUUGACUAAAUUUGUAAUAAAAAAACUCGAUCCUUAUUAGUUAUAAGUUAUUAUUAUGAGUUUUUGACUGAUCGUCCCUAAAACAUUAAUACCUUAUAUCCUAACCCAUUACACUCAUUAUAGGUUGAUGAUGUAUAUUAUUAUACUAAGUCAAUAAUUGAUGAUGUAAUGAUCAGACUUUAGUGAACUAGAAUUUCAAAUGUCAACUUUUGGUUUAUCUUCAUCGAAUUCCUUCUAUUAUAGUUGGGUUGUGGGUUGGUCGGGUUACGGGUUCGGGUUAGUCGGGUUGCGGGUUGGUCGGGUUGCAGAUUAAUCGGGUUGCGGGUCGAUCGGGUUGUUGGUUGGUCGGAUUGCGGGUCGAUUGGGUUGUGGGUCGAUCAGACUGCGGGUCGGGCGGGUUACGGGUCAUUGACUUUUAGUCAAAUCGAGUUACGGGUCGGGUUGAUCGGGCGCGUUACUCGAGUCGGGUUACAUUUUGACAGCUCUAGUCGACCCGCUUGUUGACAACCGAAAAUUUAAGAAAAAAGGAAGCUUAUUUUGAAAAUCCCGAUUUUGUUACUUGGUUCUCUCUCUCAUAUUUUCUCGUCUCCAUUAAUCUUGAUUUAUCCAUAUCUUGAAAUUUGAACUCGAACCUCAACAUUUUGUGGCACGAACAAGUUGAAUUUGGCAGGUUCGUACAUGAAUGUACUAACGCCUAAGAAACUGCUUUUUACCUCGGCUUUGUACCACCCUGGAAAAGGACAGUUGACAAAUACGCUUUACCAUGGCGGUAAAAUAACACAAAGGUGUUAAAACCAUGAAUAAUGAUAAAUGAUCAUACUACCAUUACGGAUGCUCAAUUAUGCGAACAACCUCAUUUCUUACGCAUCAGAACUCGUCCCCAGAUUUUUUUUUUCCUAACAAAACGUUAUUUUUAUUGUUCUGCAUUUUUCAUAUACUCAAAGAGAGAUCGUUGUAAUUGUCUGAUUGGCCUUCAUUUAUCUUGUCCUUUUGCAGGCAAAGCUUGGAAGUAUUGUGCCGCUGGCCGCCGUUGGAUCUGAUGCCGGUGAAAUCAACCUACACAUAAUUAAACAUCGCGAUUAUACGACAGAUUAAUUAACUGAUCAUACAAGCUCAAUUAAUUGAUUGAGAUUGAAGUUUGUACCUGGCUGCUUUUCUUCCUUCUAUCCCAUGAAACGUCCAGCCGCAACAUUAUGGAAAGCUCUCGAAUCGGUUCGAUGACGAUGCGAGACCGUUCGUCAAAACAAUAAAUUACUAAAAUGAAGAAAAUUAGUGAGAAAAUAUAAUUUCAUGAAAAUAUUAUAUAUGCAUGAUAAAUAUUAAAUAUGUUAAGAAAAGUAAUGAUAAUUU
Messenger RNA from Linum trigynum, 7152 nucleotides. The record is from the annotation of a GenBank genome assembly. NCBI's taxonomy places the organism in Eukaryota, Viridiplantae, Streptophyta, Magnoliopsida, Malpighiales, Linaceae.